AUGGACAAUGACGAACCUCUUGAGCCUGAGACAAAAGAUGAGACUGAAACGGUGCCAGCACCACAGAACAGUGACGAAAAACUCUACUGUGAGGCUGAUGCCCCCACGGCUGUUGAAAAAGAGAAACUAGCCCGGGAGAGUUCAGAAACAGACCUUGAGAUUGAAGAUACCGAGAAAUUUUUCACCACUGGACAAAGGGAACUAUACCUGGAGGCCUGCAAACUGAUGGGUGUAGUGCCUGUCUCCUACUUCAUCCGGAACAUGGAGGAGUCCUAUAUGAACCUCAACCACCAUGGGCUGGGCCCCAAGGGUACCAAGGCCAUUGCGAUAGCCCUGGUGUCCAACACGACUGUUACUACCCUGGAGCUGGCAGACAACUGUAUCAUGGUGGAGGGCGUCUUGAGCCUGGUGGAGAUGCUGCAAGAGAACUACUACCUCCAGGAGAUGAAUAUUUCCGACAAUGAUCUUGGUUUGGAGGGGGCCAGAAUCAUCUCAGAGUUUCUGCAGAGAAAUAGCUCGUCGCUCUCGGAGCUUCAGCUUUCAGGAAAUGACUUCGAGGAAGAAUCCGCAGAGCUGCUCAGCCAAGCCCUGUCGACUGAUUACCGAAUUAAGACCCUGGAUCUCAGUCACAACGAAUUCUCUGAUAAGGGAGGAGAGCACCUGGGAAAGAUGCUGGCUUUCAAUGUAGGGCUCCGCUCGCUGGAUCUGAGCUGGAAUCACUUCCACGCACGGGGAGCUGUGGCUUUGUGCAAUGGUCUCCGGGCCAAUGUGACCCUGAAGAAACUGAAUCUCUCCAUGAACGGCUUGGAGAAUGAGGGGGCUACGGCCCUAGGGGAGGUCCUCAGACUCAACAACUCCCUGGCCUACCUAGAUGUUAGCAGCAACAACAUCAGCAAUGAAGGAGCCUCCAAAAUCAGCAAAGGACUGGAGUUCAAUGAGAGCCUCAAAGUUCUGAAGCUUUUUCUGAACCCUAUGAGUAUGGAAGGGGCUGUUUUACUUAUCUUGUCCAUCAAGAGGAACCCCAAAUCCAGGAUGGAAGACCUCGACAUUUCCAAUGUGCUGGUGUCCGAGCAGUUCGUGAAAACAUUGGAUGGGGUGUGUGCCGUCCACCCCCAGCUGGACGUGGUGUACAAGGCAGUGCAAGGCCUCUCUGCCAAGAAAACCCUCUUCCUGUGGAUGAACCCCCUGAAACUGAUCCAGAGCUAUGCAGACCAGCACAAAAUCACGGUCAUGGACUUCUUCAAGAGCCUGAACCCUACUGGAAUGAUGACAAUGCCUGUGGGCGAGUUCCGGAAAGCUAUGAUACAGCAGAACCAAGUCCCCGUAAACCGGUACCAAGUCAGGGAGCUGAUAAAGAAGCUGGAUGAGAAGACAGGCAUGGUGAACUUCAGGUCAGCCCAGCGGCCAAUCCCCCUCUAG
This is a messenger RNA of Diceros bicornis minor, 1419 nucleotides long. RefSeq names its product leucine rich repeat containing 74A (gene LRRC74A). Gene Ontology annotation, molecular function: protein binding. The transcript has 13 exons. The record is from RefSeq and is a predicted model, not a curated record. NCBI's taxonomy places the organism in Eukaryota, Metazoa, Chordata, Mammalia, Perissodactyla, Rhinocerotidae. Bases 1 to 1419 code for a protein of 472 amino acids.